AGGAGGGAGGCUCCUUCCCUCAGGGCCUGGCCUCCUGGGCUCGGGGACUCCAUCCCUCCCUUGGAGUUUGGGGACCUCUCCAUGGACCAGAAGGAGUAUCCAUCUAUGACGCUAUUAGAAUCUGUAUUUGCUGAGACUGCUGCUGAAACUGACACAUCAUGUACUCAGAACCAGAAGUUCUUACAACAUAAGCAUGCAGCUUUCUAUGAAAAAAGUGUAUCUGGCUGCAGCCCCAACUGCUCAAAUUCAAGCAAGUCCAGAAGCAGCUCAUUAUAUUCAGUAGCUGAUACUAAAAUGGGUUUUGAGGAGCUCAGCAGUAUAGGAAAUAGAAGGAAAUACCAAAUUCAGAGACUCUUGGGAGGGGAAUAUCUGAGAACAGAAGGAGAAGCAAGUAUCACAGAUGAACUAACACAUAGAAAACGCUUGAGCAUUACCCAUAUAGAUAAUAAUUUAUGUGAGAAUGUUGGCAUUCCUGAAACACAGAAGCUCAAAGAUGUUGGAACCUGGUCUGAAUUGUUUCUUGAUAAAUGUCCUGUUGGGGAUUGCAUAGAGGAAACUGGAAAAUUUGACCUGGAUCAUAAUACAGAAAAUAAGAUGGUUCAAAAGGGCGGAGGCAAGGAUGCUAUAGAUAAGAGUGCUGGCAAUUUUUAUUUAAAGCAAUUUCACUCAGAUUUUUUAAGCCAGUGUGUAGCCUCUGAAUAUAAGCCAGAGCAUUCUGAAAUACGGAAUCCAUUUACUUUGUUCAACAGUAAUACAUCAUCUCUUCCAAACAAGAUUUUAAGUCCUGGUUGGACAGCCAAGCACGAGAGAGAAGGAGAGGAUAUAUUUUCCAGCUAUAUUUCGGGAGACUAUGAGGUAGAUGGUUACAUGUGCAGAAGUGCAAUAAAAAACCAUUUCCAAAACUCUCAUAUUACACAUAAGGGAGAUGAGCCAGGUGUACCUACAUUAGGCUCACAGAAAAAUGAAACUUAUUUUUGGACUCCCCUUAAUGAUAGUUCAGAUGAGGAAUGUAAGGAAUGCUUAGAUGUGAAGACAAAUAGUUUAUCAGCUAUGGAGAGCAAGAAAAGCAAAAGCUCUUGUGAUACUGCUAGCUUUUUUAGACCAACAGACAGGAAAUUUUUCAGCUCAAGAGUGCUCAGAGGCAGAUUUUGCUAUACAGAAACAUCUGACAGCAGUGAAGAAAGCUGGAAUCCAGAAACCUUUGAGAUCAAAGAGUAUGAAUGCAAGGAUUUCAGGUGGGUUGAAAAACCUGAAGACUCCACUGGGACCAUCAAUAAUGUGGAAUGCCUCAGUGAAGAAGCUACAAAGAGAAGCAUCUUUUUCAAUCCCAAGUCUGAUGUGAAAAAAGAUCUAUCAAGGGAUGGGAUGUUACAUUUUCAGCCUUUACAAGAAGUCACAGAUCAGAGAUAUGAAUCUGAAACAGGACCUAUACCAGAGAUGGAUAAAAGUUUUGAAGAGGAUAAGCAUACUGGAAAAGAUGGAGCCAAGAGUACAUACAACAGUGAUGACUGCAACAGAGACCAAAAGAAAACUGAAUUAACAUCCCAGAGGAAAGAGCCUGUUUUGCAAAUGAACAGUUUCUGUGGGAAUUUGUCACCAGGCCCUUCUGAAAACAGUAGUUGUAAAAUGGGUUCAGAAUCUUUGAAUCUCAGUUAUAAAAGUACUGACUUGUGCAGUAACAGUGACUGCAUUUUGUUAGACUUGAUGUCCCAUUUUAGUGAUGAAAGCACGGCACAUAUGUUCAGUACAUUCCCAAGAUGUCUGAAAGGGGAUGUAAAAGAAAAUAUCUCUGAGGGUGUUGUCAAAUCAAUAGGAAGUACUAAAAGUGGUGCUGGGGAGUUAGUCAGUGCAAGGGUAAGAGCUGACAUCCACCACAAGCUGUUUUGGAAAGACAAAUCCUACUCUGAUGAUAGUGUUUUGGCUAAAUAUUACUUCUAUUUGAAUUAUCUCAAUGAGUCUAAAAGGCGUCAAUAUGAAGAUGGCAACCAUUCAUUCUCUUGUCAACAAUCUUCUAAAAAAGCAAAGAUUUCUAUUCUUUGCCCCCAUGAGAGUAAUAGUUUGUAUGAACAACAAGCUGAGGAAUGUAUGAACAAAGAUUUUGAAACUUUUGGAAUAAAUUGCCGUAAGGAUAAAAGAACCGAGGCUUUAAAAUCACAAAGUCAUCCUGAACAAAAAGAAUCUAAGGCUUUAUUCACACGUAUCAGUCCCAAACAUCUGUUUAAUUGUGCACCGAGUAAUAACAGACAAAUAGGAAAUCCACCAGUUUCAAAAGAUAAAGAAGUAUUUGAGGUCAGGAAAACUGAGACAAAUGUACUUGGUCCUAAGCGGCAUUGGGCAAGAGCCAGCAUUGCAUGGUCAUCUUACGGACAUGGAGGGGUGAAGCCAAGUAGAUCACAGUAUGUUCAAACACCUAUACCAGGCAAGGAGGCAAUAAGGAAGAGCAGCUGGACAGAAUCCAGAAAGCAUCAUGAUUCUGCUGUUCAAGACUGUGAUGAAAUACAUUUGGUAAGCCUAUUCUGUCUUUUCAGAUUAUAGAACAAUGGCAGCAGAAGCAGUUAGAGAGAAAGGGCAGACUGUUUUUAGAAAACCAAGGUUUGCAAGAAUAAUCAGUGGAAUAUAGAUAUGUUUAAGGGGGAUUUGAAAUGUUUUUCUAAACCUGUUAGAAAUAAUUGCCAUUGCCCAUUAAUUGUGGUGAUGAUAUAGAUUGCAUGGGAUGCCACAACCUUGUUUAUAUUCCCUAGGCAAACCUUUUCUUUCCUUUUGCUCCCUGAUACCAUUCACUGGUAUGUAAGUAAAGGGCUGAGCAGACCUCCCAUAAGGGGCAGAUUGCAGCCGCAUCUUUCUUCAUCAGAUCUGGGCAACCACACACCGCGGCCCUAAUCUGGCCUUUCUGUGAUGCAAAAAGGAGCUGCAAAAAUCUGCUCAUUAUAUACAGAAUGUAGAUCAGCUUCAGUCAGGUUAGACUCUUAGAAGUUACAUUCCAACUUGUGCAUUCCAUACCUAACCUAGUGGUGACAUCCUAGUUCUCCU
This is a messenger RNA of Sceloporus undulatus (fence lizard), 3030 nucleotides long. RefSeq lists its product as uncharacterized. The record is from RefSeq and is a predicted model, not a curated record. Lineage: Eukaryota; Metazoa; Chordata; Lepidosauria; Squamata; Phrynosomatidae. The transcript has 5 exons. The coding region runs from base 82 to 2535 and encodes 817 amino acids.